CCUGUCAGUGCCCAUCAGUGCCACAUCAAUGCCACAUUUCAGUGCCGACCAGUGCACAUCAAUGCCACCCAUCAGUGCCAGUCAGUGCCACCUAUCAAUGCCAGUCACUGCCACCUAUCAGUGCUGCCAAUCAGUGCUACCUAUCAGUGCCAGUCAGUGCCACCUAUCAGUGCUGCCUAUCAGUGUGCAUCAGUGCCGCCUAACAGUGCCAGUCAGUGCCACCUAACAGUGCCAGUCAUUGCCGCCUAUCAGUGCCAGUCAGUGCCCCUAUCAGUGCCAUAUAUGAGUGCUGCCUUUCAGUGCCCAUCAGUGAUGCCUGUAAAUGCCCAUCAGUGCCAACUACCAGUGCCUCCUCAUCAGUGCCCAUCAGUGCCACCUAUCAGUGUCCAUCAGUGC
Messenger RNA from Staurois parvus, 396 nucleotides. The record is from the annotation of a GenBank genome assembly. NCBI's taxonomy places the organism in Eukaryota, Metazoa, Chordata, Amphibia, Anura, Ranidae.